Messenger RNA from Parasteatoda tepidariorum (common house spider), 2074 nucleotides. Its product is annotated as 23 kDa integral membrane protein. Gene Ontology annotation, cellular component: plasma membrane. Lineage: Eukaryota; Metazoa; Arthropoda; Arachnida; Araneae; Theridiidae. The record is from RefSeq and is a predicted model, not a curated record.
CAGGUAUCACUGCGCCGACAGACAACGCCUUUUUUGGUGAAAAAGCAGUUUGAAUAACCUAAUCUACGAAGCUCUUUUAUUUUAUUGCCAUUCGGCGGAUCUUUCCCUUUUUCACUCUCUGUCAAACGAACGCCGCGUUUCCUCUUUCUGACCGAUUUAUUUAUUAAUUGCGGAUAUUUGCCGCUAAGAAAUAAAGAAAGAAGAAAAAAAAACUUUCGGUUUUAACCAUGGGUUACGGUGCCAAAGAUGAAGAGAACCCAGUUUCGGAAGACGAAACUGAAGCAGAGAAACAGAAGUUGAGAACCCCAGAGAUGGGUGACGAUGUCGAAUUGAAGAAAAUACCUGUCAAGGUGAGGGAUGCUGCCUAUCCGGAAGUGAUUAUUGGAAACAGUGACCCAUUGCUGAAGGUCCAUCAUCUGAAAUAUUUGCUGAUAGGGUUUAACGGAUUCUUAACGACAUUAGGACUCGUCCUGCUAUCUCUCUCAAUCUGGAUUUAUGCUGAUGCUGAAUACACCCAGCUGGAGACAAAACUGAACGUGGACAACUUCAAGACUGUGUGCAUACUGUUCAUCGUCGCUUCCCUCAUCGUCAUCUUCGUCGGAUUCCUUGGAUGUUUUGCUGCAGUUACAGAAAGACGAUGGUUGCUCAUUGCUUUUAUCGGGAUUUUUGGCAUUAUUUUCGUCGUUGAGAUUGGAGCUGUGGUUUUAAUGUGGAGUGCACCUUACAGCAAGACAAUAACAAGAGAACUUGAGAAACAGAUAAAACUACAAAUAGAUUCAAGACCCAUAGACGAUUCUGCAAGAUAUUUCACAGAUUUCAUUCAAUCACACCUCCAAUGUUGUGGUUCUUUGAGUCCUAAAGAUUAUGGAGAGAAUGAUGUUCCCAAUUCUUGUGACAGUGAAGUAAACGGAUUAGCUUAUCAGGAGGGAUGUGCAGCGAAAAUGUUAAGUUACCUCCGCAGCAAAGCAGGCAUCGUUGGAGGAAUAGCUCUUCCAAUUCUUUUGCUUCAGUUAUUGGCUUUAAUGGCAGCUGGUUGUCUUAUCAAAAGUUUAGACGUUGAAUCAAAAUAUUUCAUGUAAAUCUUCUUUCCUUGUACUUUUAUUUAACAAACAGUGUCAAUGUUUGACAAAAAAUAGUUAGCUUGAUGUCUAAAGCUAUUUGUGUUAAAGACUAUUUGGUUGGACCAAACAUUUGAUGUUACUUUUUACUUAACAAAUUAUUUGACGUCAAGAUAUUGACAUUGAUACAUUGUAACAUGACAUUGCCAUUUUUUAAAAAUAAAAAAAGUAGAAAUAUAUGCAGGCUGUUUCGGUGUUAUCCCCCUUAAUGGGUUAUUUUUUUCAAUAUUUCUCAAUUGGGAAUCACAUAUUAUGUGUGAGUAAGGAAAAACAAAACAGUAAUCAAAAUCAAAUAAAUCAGUAUUGGGAAAAAUGCGAUUAAAAAAAAUCGAAACUUAUUUGAUUGAAGAGAAAUUAAGAGGUGAGGAAAAAUGCCAUCAUCAUUACUUUCCUAGAUCAUUACCUUUCUUUCCUAGAUCAUCUAACGAGACACAUGCUUUCGAUAUUUUUAAUCCCUCCUUCCUCAUUAGAGGUUUAUUCUGAUUUCUUGAUUGAAUUUUGUGAAUAAAAUGAUAGUUUACGAAAUUCACAAAAUCUAAUCUGAAUCUAUUAAAGCAUUUUCAUUGUUGGUAAACAGUCUCUGAGGAAAUAAACAAGACACAUUAAUUUUUUUUAAAUAGAUUUGUUCAAUUUCUUAUAAUGAUUGACAGAGCAAAUUGUUGCAUGUAGUACUUCUAUUUUAAAGUGUCUUAAUUUUUUUAUUAACUUUUCGUGUGAUUUUAUGUGUUUAUAAAUGUGUUUGUAUUUUUUUUACCUAUUUAUGAAAAAUGUAAUUUUGAUUUUGGCUGAAAUUCAUAAAACAAUUGAAACCAAAUGCAAAUAGAAAUUUAGAUAGCUUUGCUCCAUUUUCAGUUUGUUCUUUAUUUCUCCUUAAAUAGAAACGAUCAGUUAGCUUUUUAUUUUAAACACGAAGCAUGUACCAAUAUGUAUUCGAAUAAUAAAAGUUUUUUGUUUUA